Messenger RNA from Dioszegia hungarica, 1023 nucleotides. RefSeq lists its product as uncharacterized. Lineage: Eukaryota; Fungi; Basidiomycota; Tremellomycetes; Tremellales; Bulleribasidiaceae. Bases 1 to 1023 code for a protein of 340 amino acids. The transcript is spliced from 4 exons. The record is from RefSeq and is a predicted model, not a curated record.
AUGCUGGCCUUCCUCCGACUCACCACCCUGGUACUGACCGCACUCGGCCUACUUCUUGCUGCAGAUGCAACGAAGAAACGUACUCCCUCGGACUCCUCCUGCAAAACCAACGCCGAAUGCAUCCGCGCUGGUCAGCCUCUCCUCCGUCCUCGAGUCCGAUUCGCCGACACCAUCCUUCACGAAAGGCGCCAGAACACAGGCCAGGCCUUUGUACCAGUACAGACCUCGUCCUGCGGUACCGCUCAAGAGGUCUUUCUGCCGACCGGGACGUACCAGGUGCAGCUGAACGGCGCUGCAGGGGGUGGAGAUGGAAGCGGGAUAUACAAGAAUCGAGGAGGUCUGGGAGCGACAAGUCCGGCGGAGUUCUUCGUCAGUCGCAACAUCACGAUCGGAUACUUUGUGGGAUGCGCAGGCAGACAGAACGCUGGAUCGGGAGGUGGGGGUGGUUCCUUCGUGUACUAUCUUGGUCCAGAGCAAGCCUACAUCAUGAUUGCAGGGGGUGGAGGUGGUGCCGGCUACAACCCGAACUCACCAGGUGCCGACGCCGGUUUCUACGAAGGGCAAGCGACCGUUCCCCCCGGUCAGAGCGGCUACGGUGCCCAGGGCGGAAGGGGCGGACUGGCUGGCGGUGUAAAAGGUGGAGCUGGUGGGGGUGGCUUCGUCUCCGCCGGGGGCAAUGUGGGAACCACCGCGUAUGGAGGUAGCCAGUCAAUCAACUACGGCGGGACUUUUGCAGGCGGUGUAUGGAAUUCGCAGUAUGUAUCCAACCAAGCAAGCGGUGGAGCAGGGGGCGGAGGUUCAGGAGCGGGCUUUGCCGGCGGAACGGGCGGUGGCGGUGGUGGUGGAUACUCAGGAGGCCAAGGAGGGAUAGCCACCUCUUACGAGAGAGGAGGAGAGGGUGGCGGAGGGGGCGGCUCCAACGUCCAGAUCAACCCAUAUGAGGGCGCCAUAAAGGUGUCGUCCGAUCUGAGGAACCCGGCAAGCGCAGGCAUGGGGUCUCUGACCAUAAUCAAGGUGGCAUAG